AAUAGGCACCCAGGGGAGCUAGACCUUGCUUUUUAUUCCCGCACAGCUGGGACUGUCUUCUCUAGUCUUGGUCUUCUUUGCUAACCAACGGAUCUGAAAUAAUUUUUCAAAUACCACAGAGUCAAGGAUACAGGCAGCAGCGGGCUCCCCCUGUUGUAUGGACAUUCUGCACCCGAAACCGAUAGCUGAGUGCUGAAGUUUUAUAACACAGAACUUUCAUCCCGGCACAUGAUUUGGGAGUUACACUUUGUGACAUGGAUGAAUCUGCACUUACCCUUGGCACAAUAGAUGUUUCUUAUCUGCCGAAUUCAUCAGAAUACAGUGUUGGUCGAUGUAAGCAUGCAAGUGAGGAAUGGGAUGAGUGUGGUUUUAGACCUACUGUCUUCAGAUCUGCAACCUUAAAAUGGAAAGAAAGCCUCAUGAGCCGGAAAAGGCCAUUCGUUGGAAGAUGUUGUUAUUCCUGCACUCCCCAGAGCUGGGAUAAAUUUUUCAACCCCAGUAUUCCAUCUUUGGGUUUGCGGAAUGUUAUUUAUAUCAAUGAAACUCACACAAGGCACCGAGGAUGGCUUGCAAGACGCCUCUCUUAUGUUCUUUUUGUUCAUGAGCGAGAUGUCCAUAAGGGCAUGUUUGCCACCAAUGUGACUGAAAAUGUACUGAACAGCAGUAG
Galeopterus variegatus (Sunda flying lemur) is the source of this 667-nucleotide messenger RNA. Its product is annotated as glycerol-3-phosphate acyltransferase 1, mitochondrial-like. The transcript is spliced from 6 exons. NCBI's taxonomy places the organism in Eukaryota, Metazoa, Chordata, Mammalia, Dermoptera, Cynocephalidae. Gene Ontology annotation, cellular component: mitochondrial membrane. The annotation marks the transcript as partial. The record is from RefSeq and is a predicted model, not a curated record.